Messenger RNA from Grosmannia clavigera kw1407, 2214 nucleotides. Its product is annotated as aldehyde dehydrogenase. The record is from RefSeq and is a predicted model, not a curated record. Gene Ontology annotation, cellular component: nucleus. Gene Ontology annotation, molecular function: zinc ion binding; DNA-binding transcription factor activity, RNA polymerase II-specific; RNA polymerase II cis-regulatory region sequence-specific DNA binding. Gene Ontology annotation, biological process: positive regulation of transcription from RNA polymerase II promoter by galactose; DNA-templated transcription. The coding region runs from base 1 to 2214 and encodes 737 amino acids. The transcript is spliced from 7 exons. NCBI's taxonomy places the organism in Eukaryota, Fungi, Ascomycota, Sordariomycetes, Ophiostomatales, Ophiostomataceae.
AUGUCAACACAGGGCUCUACCACGGACGCGUCCAGCAAGAUGGGCAGCAAGAGGCGAGCACCGAUGAGCUGCGACCGAUGCAAGAGCCGGAAGACCAAGUGCGUGGAUCCAGUCCCAGGACCUUGCAAGUUCUGUGCCAGCAUCGAUGCAAUCUGCCAUUUGGAUCCGUCGCGGCGACGGCAGAGGCCAUACUACCACGUCUCUGAAGAGGAGUUCCGCUACAUGACCAAGGCGCUCGAGCACUUCCUUCCUCAUGUCGAACUCAGCCUGCAGUCGCUCCGGGAGGUCGUCCAGUCACUCGAUGCUGCCAACCCGGCCAACCGCCCGUCUGUGGCCGUGUCAGAGGCCUCGUCCGACUCGGUCGUGGUCCUCAGUGACGAUCACCGCACGCCACUCUUCGACCCCUGCCCUGUCAAGGCCGAGGAGAGUGCUGUGAGUAUCAAGGAGAUCGAUGAGAUGCACGGCAAGCUGGGUUGGCUACGCAUCGACUCCAAGGGAACAUACCGCUACGUCGGUGCCGAUUCCGGAUACACCUUCCACGCCGCAGUGCGGUCGCUUUGCCAGCGGCGUGAGCCCGAAUUUUCCUGCAGCAGCGACCUCGUCCCUCCCUUUACCGCUGCGCCUCCGCUGCCACCACCGUCGCUUCCCGACUCAUCUGCCGGGCGAGUCUCCCCCGGCCUUUCGGUGCAACAUAACCAGAUCCACAGCCAGCAGCGACACGUCCGCACUAGCCUGUGCCGUGUGCAGAUCUUCCUGCCGCGCCGUGACCUCUGCGACCGCUGUGUCUCCCGCUUCUUCCGCGACAUCCAGUCCGUCUACUGGUUUGUCUCCGCCGAGCGCUUCUAUGCCGUCCUCGAUCGUCUAUACGCUGGUGACCUUACCAGUGCGACGCCCGCCACCCUCUGCUCGCUGUACGCCGUUUUGGCCCUGACGUGUGAGAGCGAGGCUGUUCAGGCUGCUGAGGCCGCUGAGGAGGCUGCCGCUGCUGAACCGCCGCCCGCCGCUCGAUAUCUAUCGCUCGCUAAGAUGCUCGUGCCUGCACUCUGCGACGAGGCCGACAUCGACAGCGUUCGUGCCCUCUGUCUUCUCGGCCUCGCUUUGCAAAGCUCCUUGUUCAGCAACACCGCCUACAUUUACAUCGGCGCUGCUGCUCGAAUCGCCCUCACCUUGGGCCUGCAUUUGCGGAAGACCAUCGAGCCCAAGGGCUUUUUGCAGCGUCAGGUUGACCUGCGCCUGUACUCCACCCUAUUUCUCCUCGAUCUCGACGUCGCCCUGUGCUACGGCAACCCGCCCGCCAUCACCGAAGACCAUGCCGCCGGCAAGUUGCACGACCUCUCCGAGCAAAUCCUUAGUCCGGGCUCGCACAUGCCGCUGCACUACCUCACCGUCUCCUGCGAGCUCGCCCAGAUCAAACGCCGCCUGGGCCGGCUCCUGUACGGAUGUGACUCGGCCGUGUAUACGGCACACACCCCGCUCUCCGAUUGUCGACCGUCCAUAUCGGCUGUGAACGAUGUGCUGUCCGUGCUGACCGAAUGGUAUGCUGCCAUUCCGCCCCAUCUAUGUGACGUCUCCAGAGCUGCUCCUUUCCACCAGCGCUCCGUGUCUAUUCUGCAUCUGCGCUAUUGGAGCGCCACCAUCUUUGCCACCCGCCCCUUUCUAUUGUACAGUGCCUUCCAUCCCAUAGGCCUUGCUGCUCUUCCGCCUGCUAAGCGGGCCUCCUUCGAGGAGUUUUCUACUACCUGCAUCGAGGCUGCAAGGAAGUCCCUGGCCGUAAUAGGCCUCAUGCGAGAUGCCGCCCUGCUUAGUAGCCUGGUCACGCUGGAUAGCAGUUGCCUAAUUGAGGUACUCCAAGUCUUCUUGCUCGCCCUAGCCCGCGGCCAGAACGCACGUGCCGAUGACGUCCGCAUGUGCCUUCACACUUUGCAGAGUAUGGAGCAAGUCUUCUGGACACAUCAUAUGCUCACUGAGGUCAUGGCCCAGCUCAAGGAGAACGGCCUGCUGAAUGACGAUCGCAGCUUCAGCCCCCAAAAGGAAUCACCGGAAAAUUACUUUCUCGACAUAGGCCAGCAACAGCAACAGGAUGAAAUGAUGUCGGGUGUCAUGAAGGCCUGUUUUGCUGAUCUCAAUGACCCUUUGUAUUCUAUGCACGAUGACGGCACUGAUUUCGGCCCCAUGCUUAGCGAGUCUCUGCAUGAUGACCUCUUAUUAGCCUAG